AAAAAGAAAGAAAUUCUUCUGCCCCUUCUCUUCUUCCACUAUCGUUUUCUUCCACAGAGUUUUCCCCCUCCUCGCAACUCGAUUAGGGUUUCUCUCUCUCGUUUUCCGGCUUCCUUCUCCGUAAUUUGUCUCCGGUAACUUUCCAUUGCUCUUUCUCCGUCAAUCAUUUCCAAUUUGACCGCUUUAAUCGUCGGUUUCUGUACAGAGAUUCGUUUGCCGUGUGCUAAUCCUUGCUCGGAGAGUUUUCUGAGUUGAUUUCCUUGUGAUCGGAGCUCGAUUGAGUUCGAGUUUUCUUGUUAGGAUGUACUAUUCGGGUGGUUUGCUUGAACAUCCUCGGAUUUCAGGUUCCGAUUAAGUUUAGUGACUGUGGUUAGAGCUCUGAGAAGCGCGAGAACUGAUUUAGUUAACUUGAGCAAAACAAUAUACUUUGCUCUAAGCCUUACAGUUCGAAUGGCUUUUUGCAGUUAUUUCAAAUGAGAAUUACCUCUUUCUUGGGCCAUUUGGUUUAUCUUUUAGGGCUACAGGAACUUUCAUUGUCGACAAGUUGGAGAAGAUUUUGGUUACUUUAGAGUGCUCAAAACCCAGUUACUGGGAUUUCGCUGAAAUCUAGAAUUCUUGGAUGAGCUGGAGAGUAACUGGCAGGAUCAUAUUUUUGCAGAUUAGAAAGAGUUGGAAGAUAACGGAUUUGCUAAGUUGUAGGUUGUUGGUAAUGGUUUUGAUUUUUGGAAGUAUUUCUUUUCAUGAUUGGGAUCAAGUUAUGAGUUGCACUUUUACAUGAUUAGCUUGAUGAAAGCAUCGAUACCUGUCCAUACUGCCUUGUUAUCUAAGCUUACAGUUUCGUCAUUGCAGGUAAUAUACUUCCAUGACUUCUUUAGUUAGUACACUAUAUUACUGACAGAUAUGUGUUGUCGAGCUGUUCCUCAUUAAAUGCUCCUGUUGCAUGCAAUGCAUCGGGCAUUGGUGGUUGCAGCCCUGUGUUUAAAUGAUGUGUAAUUAGCUACUCCUGCUUCAUUUCUAAUCGUGUGUAGUCCUCGAAUUGCUAAUUUUUCUUUUCAUUGUGGUUUGUAUACAUGUAUUGGUAUAGUUAGUUAUGCUAUUGUAGCAUAGAAUACAUGCUGACAACUCCGUUGUCUUUCUGGCUUUGUGUGCAGAAAAACGCCAUGGAAUUCAUGUACGAUCUUCUUAAAUGAUAAUUUUUGUAUAAUUGAUCAAUCCAUUUAUUGAGAGGAAAAGCCUUUGGAGAUCUCGCAAUGGAUGAUGGGGGACAUCGUGAGAAUGGUCGGCAUAAAGCAGAUCAGUAUAAAACGGCUCAGAGCCAGUGGUUGAUGCAGCAUCAGCCAUCAAUGAAACAAGUGAUGGCGAUAAUAGCAGAACGAGAUGCAGCAAUCCAAGAGAGAAAUCUGGCGAUAUCAGAGAAAAAGGCGGCCAUAGCUGAACGAGACAUGGCGUUCCUUCAGCGAGACACAGCUAUAGCUGAGCGUAACAACGCGAUAAUGGAGAGAGACAAUGCACUUGCGGCCCUUCAAUACCGUGAGAACUCCAUGGCAACUGCUGCUGGUAUGUCCUCAUCAUGUCCACCGGGAUGUCAAAUUUCCCGUGGUGUGAAGCAUGUGCAUCACCCGCAGCAACAUCACAUGCACCAUCAUCACAUGACCCAGAUGGGCGAAACCACUUAUGGAACAAGAGAAUUAGAGCCAAAUGACACUAUCCCGACAUCACCUGCUGGAGCUGCUGAAUCUGCCAAACCGAAACGAGGUAAAAGACCGAAAGAGCCAAAGGCAACACCCUCUAACAAGAAAGGAUCGAAGAAUCAGAGGAAGAUCAAGAAAGAGAGCGAGGAUUUGAACAAGAUAAUGUUCGUGAAAACCCACGACUACGCAAAUGAGGAUGAAGUAGGAGGAUCGAAAUCUGAUUGGAAAGGCCAAGAAAUGGGGCUGAACCAAGUUGUUUACGACGAGACAACUAUGCCACCGCCCGUGUGCUCGUGUACCGGAGUUCUCCGACAAUGCUACAAAUGGGGGAAUGGAGGGUGGCAAUCUUCUUGUUGCACCACAACAUUGUCAAUGUAUCCUCUACCAGCUCUGCCCAACAAGCGGCAUGCCCGAGUCGGAGGCAGGAAAAUGAGCGGGAGCGCCUUCAACAAGCUGCUGAGCCGACUUGCUGCUGAAGGGCAUGAUCUAUCGAAUCCUGUCGAUCUCAAGGACCAUUGGGCCAAGCACGGGACGAACCGCUACAUCACGAUCAGGUAAAGCAGCUUAGACGUUAUUGAGUUGUUUGAAACUUAUUCAAGUAAUAAGUACAAUGGGGUCAAUGGAAUAAAUUCAUAUGUUUGACCUUUAAAAAUGCAAAAUUGUAAGUCAGGCGCUUGUUGUAUAAUUUGGAAAACUUGAGCACGUGCUUGAAUUGGUAAACCAAACUUUGGAAAGUAAAGCUAGAUCCAUUUCCUCGUA
Messenger RNA from Tarenaya hassleriana, 2450 nucleotides. Its product is annotated as protein BASIC PENTACYSTEINE6-like. Lineage: Eukaryota; Viridiplantae; Streptophyta; Magnoliopsida; Brassicales; Cleomaceae. Gene Ontology annotation, molecular function: sequence-specific DNA binding; DNA-binding transcription factor activity. Gene Ontology annotation, cellular component: nucleus. The transcript has 3 exons. The coding region runs from base 1251 to 2249 and encodes 332 amino acids. The record is from RefSeq and is a predicted model, not a curated record. Gene Ontology annotation, biological process: response to ethylene.